Molecule: messenger RNA, 659 nt
Organism: Phragmites australis (common reed)
Lineage: Eukaryota; Viridiplantae; Streptophyta; Magnoliopsida; Poales; Poaceae
Exons: 2
Coding region: 275-448 (57 amino acids)
Biological process (GO): translation
Cellular component (GO): ribosome; large ribosomal subunit
Molecular function (GO): structural constituent of ribosome
Source: RefSeq, a predicted model, not a curated record
UUAGGGUUUCCCAAGAAGAGGCGGCGGCGCUCGAGCACGCCCGCUCCUCUCCUUGUUAAAAACGGAGCUCACCUUCCAGCUCGAUUCCGUUGCGGCUCACCUCGUCUCCAACUCCGACAGGCGCCAGCGCGUUCCGCCGCCGGGACACCUCGGGCGGCCGCCGGACCUCGCCUCAGUGGUGGAUCUGCCCCUGCCCGUCCGCCCUCCUACUAUUUCUAUCGCUGUGAGCUUGUGCUUCUUGCUAAAUUAUUUUGGUGCAAAUUCAUAAUCACUGAUGGGGAAGGCAAAGCGCGCAUCCAUCUUCAUCAGGCUGGUUUCAGCAGCUGGUACUGGAUUUUUCUAUGUGAAGCGCAAGAAUCCUCGGCGGAUCACCGAGAAACUUGAAUUUAGGAAGUAUGACCCCCGUGUGAACAAGCAUGUUCUAUUUACAGAAGCGAAGAUGAAGUGAGAUUUUUCGAACAGACGACAGGAGGUUGCCAAGUUUAUAUCAGCUUAAUUGGCCCCUCCAGGUUGUAGUCACGGUCACAACUGCUGGCUUGCAUACUGAUAACUGAUCAGGUGGAUCAUUUGCAUGUUGUCUGUCUAUAAAUCAUUAAGGGCUCGUUUGGAUCCUCUGAAUUGGGUUGAAUUGGAUUUCGAUUCUUGAACCCUUUGGCAUA